Molecule: messenger RNA, 510 nt
Organism: Geodia barretti
Lineage: Eukaryota; Metazoa; Porifera; Demospongiae; Tetractinellida; Geodiidae
Source: the annotation of a GenBank genome assembly
AUGGCAACAGGAGCAGAUUAUUUGGGCAACGCAGCAUGGGUGAAGAGAAUGGAGCAGCUCUUUGACUCAUAUGACCUGGACAAGAACGGCCAGAUCACCAAAGAUGAGUUCCACACGAGCAUCAACAAACUUUCCCAGAAGGUCACUGACCGCCCGGAACUCAUCGAAAAGCUUCGAAAGAGCACUGUAGAGCUAACGGACGCACUCGGGCUGGGCGACGGGGUAAAAGCCGAUAGGAAAAAGUUCGUGGAACUGUUAGCAGCGUUUGUGGUGGGGGAGAAGGCGAAAACCCUCAUAGAAAAACACAACGUUGCCUUGUUUGAUGUGGUGGACGGAAACAACGAUGGAAAUCUGACUUGGGAUGAAUACAAGUCUGUCAUGGAGGUCAGUGGGUUUGAUGAGGCCACUGCUAAAGCCGCCUUUGAUACGCUCGACAAGAACAAGAAUGGAAAAAUUGAUCGCAAAGAGCUGGCGUCAGCUGAUCUGAAGUUCUGGACUGGUUUGGACUGA